GGCAAUGGAGGGGCCGCCGCUACCUCAGGCUGCCGGUAGGGAGGGAGCCUAAAGCCACUCUGAAUCUCUCGGGCCUGUGCUUACUUCUUUUGCAGUGAUACUGCCUACGGCGAAGAUGAGCUCUGUGUGGGUCACCUCUUUCGAGAAGGAGCAUCUCUGGAUGUAUCUGCAGGCGCUCGGUUUCGAGCCAGGCCCGGCCACCAUUGCCUGCGGAAAGAUCGUGUCGCACACGCACCUCGGAGUGAACAUGUUUGACAAGUUGAACCGUGAUGCCUUUCAAAUCGUUUCUUAUUUUUUGUUUCAAACACUGGACCAGUCUCUCACCAAAGAAGUUUUCAAGCUUUGUUGGCCUCCUUUUGACCAAAAGAGUGACACUGAAUUCCGUAAACAUUGCUAUGAAUGGUUAAAAAAGAUUUCUGUGGAAUGUGGAAGUAGCUUUCCUCAAGUUGUUGGAUCACUUUUUCUUUCUCCUGGUGGUCCUAAGUUUAUUCAUCUGAUGUAUCAUUUUGCACGAUUUGUUGCAAUAAAAUAUAUCAAAACCCAUUCUAAAAAUUCUUCUAUACGUUUUACAGAGACAUUUAAUGUAAAAUCACAAGAUAUGCACAAAUGCAUUGCCAGAUGCCAUGUGGCACGUAAUAGAUUUUUACACAUUUUGCAAAGAGAAGACUGCGUUACCCGAAAGUAUCAGGAAAAUGCACAAUUGUCAGUUAAACAAGUACGAAAUUUGAGAGCAGAAUGUAUGGAACAGCAAAACCAAAUAAAAAAAAUGGAACCCUAUGAUGACCAAAGUAAUAUACAAGAGAAAAUCCAAAAGGUUCGGUCUUUGUGGGCUUCAGUGAAUGAAACGCUCAUGUAUUUGGAAAAAGAAAGAGAAGUUGUUAAUGCAGUCCUUAAUCUUGUUAACCAAUAUACUUUAGAUGGAACUAAUGUUGCUAUCAAUAUUCCAAGGCUCUUACUUGAUAGAAUUGAGAAACAAAUGUGUCAGUUGCACAUUGGAAAUGUUUAUGAGGCUGGAAAAUUGAACCUGUUAACAGUUAUUCAGUUAUUAAAUGAAGUCUUGAAAGUAGUGAAAUAUGAACGUUGUCAGGCUGACCCAGCAAGAAUGACAAUAGACCUUCACUUCCUGGAAAAGGAGGCCAAACUUCAGAGAGAGAGAUUAUCAGAUCUGAAGUAUAUGAGGUGUAAAAUAAAGGAAGAUGUCACCAAUAUAAAACAUUCUGUUGUUGAAAAACAAGGAGAAUGGCAUAAAAAGUGGAAAGAAUUUCUUGGUCUGUCUCCUUUCAGUCUAAUUGAAGGUUUGACUCCAGCUGUGGAUCUUUUACCACCAAUGUCUCCUCUUUCAUUUGAUCCUGCCUCAGAAGAAGUAUAUGCAAGGAGUAUUCUUUUGCAGUAUCCUGCUUCACUUCCAGAUACACCUAAGCAACACGACCAAGAAAAUGAUUGCAUGAGAGCCAGUAAUACAUCGGGAACUGUACAUGAUCUAGGCAACAGACCUGCAGCUUUCCUGUCACAGCCAGUUUCAUCAUCAGAUAGAAACAGUGUUAGAUUACUUGAAAAGGACAUGAAGAUAAGAACUCCUAGAGAAGGAAAUGAAACACCUUCUAAGAAGACACCAAAAUUUGAAGUGAAAGACUCUCUAUCAUCAAAUACUGCAAGGAGUACAGAGAAUACUGCAUUUGCAGGGUCUCUGCCAGCUAAAAAUAGGGAUAUAUUCCAAAAAGAGCAAGAUCAUCUGGUAGAAGAGGUUGCAAGGGCCGUUUUAUCUGAUUCACCACAGCCCUCUAAAGGAAGAGAAGUAAAAUUAGAGGAACUAUUUGAUUCUUUAGUGUCUAACCCAUUCUUAACAAGGAACCAAAUUCCCCGAACGCCAGAAAAUUUGAUAAGUGAAAUCAGGAGCUCAUGGAGAAAAGCUGUCAAAAUGGAAGAUAACGAAAGUACAGAACCAAUUCAGAUGGAUACUGAACAGAGAGAAGAAUUGCCAGAAUCCUUACCUGUGUCGCAUAACCCAGGAGAAAUUAGCAAGACCAGCUCUCUUGCAGCAAGCACUGCAUCCCAUUGUAGCCAUUUCCAUUUACCUGAAGAGAACAUUGUUUCAGAUUGCCUCAAGUGUGUGCCUCAGAAACAUGUGGUGACCAGUUACAUAGGUGGACCAUCGACACAAAAUCAGUCAGAUUCGUUAAGUAAGAAAAUAAGGUGCACGGAAGGUUUGGAGCAUGCAGUGUUACAGAACGAGCCUUUAGAAACUAGCCAACCAGAGACAGUCUCCCCUGCUCCAGGUAAUAGGAGAGUUGUGAUGGGUAGCAAUGAGGAGGAGUCUUCUAUUGACCACUUGCAAGCUUCUUACAAGGAACCUUUCAUGCAUAAAAGUAUGUUAUGGGACUCUUUUCAGUUAUCAAGUGGAACUAGUUCUAGGAGCUUAAAGGAUAUUGAUGUUGGCAUAUUACAUGAAACGCUUCCAGAAGAAGUUGGUAACUUAAGUCUUAAUAGUUCCAGUAGUACAGAGGCCAAUUUUAAACUAGAGCCAAAUAGUCCUAUGCACAGUGGCAUUUUUCCAGAUAGUGUUGUGGGAGGAAGACCAACUACUCCAGAAUCAGACUGUAAUUUACAGGCUAUUUGCCGUAGAUAUGAGGCUCUGAAAAAAUCUCUAUCCAAGAAAAGGGAAGAAAGUGACCUUUCUAAUCUUGAAACACUUGAAGGACACAAACCAGAAUUGAGCCCUGUGGCCACAAACAUGCAAACAGAUGAUAUGCUUGACUUUUUGGGCACUCAAGAUUUGCACGUUGACUAUACAAAACCAUCUUUACGCAUGUCCCUGGGUGAAAGAAAACAGUCUCUUUCACCACUAAUUAAGUUUUCUCCAGUUGAACAAAGAUUGAAAACUGCAAUACCAUGUAGUCUUGGAGAACUUCUACCUAAUUUAAAAGAAGAAGAAAUCUUGAAUAAGAGCCUUGAGGCAAACGAAUUUCCGUCAGACUUUAGAAGAGAUGAAGCAGAAGCCCAGUCAAUUUAACUAUGAUGUACCUAAAUUUAAAGCAGUGUCACAGGCUAAAAACGGAUUUAUAAUUUAAAUACACGUUGGAAGUAUAACUCUUUUUCAAGGUCUAAAAAAUCCUAAAUAAUGUCUUUUAUUUAGCAAACAAUAGUUUUUAGGUAAAGAAAAGUUAUGUUUGGAUUGUCUCCUUGAAUGGGUCUGGGGUUAAAAUGGGAAGUAUUUGGGAAGCAGAUACCAAGUUUUGUGAAGCCAUUUUGAUUCCUUGAAUAAUUUGUAAGCAUUAAUAGUAAAGUAUUAGUUUAAUUUGUUAUAAUUUCAGUUGAUUAGCAAACAUGAGUGGUUUUUGACACACUUUUAUUAACUGGUUAACAUAAUAACCAUUGAAUACUGAUCUUUCAUUUUAGGGAAAUACAUAACAUUUAUUGUUUCUUUAUGGAACAUUAUAGUACUAACCAAAAAAAGUGAGAAAAUAGUACCUUGGGAUAUGUAGUCAAGGUGAGAAAAGUUUAAGUUUGGGAAAGCUCUAAACAGGCAUAAUGAUUGUUUAAGUAGUAGGUUGGUCCUGGAAAAUGUUUGAUGGAAUAAAGUGUAUGUGAUGGUAAGUGAAGACUGGGGCAGAAUGAAUUUAGAAAAAAGGAAAAAGAUGGAAAAUGACUAGACACUUUUAAGGAACACUGUCAAAAUAUAAAUCCAUUCAAUGGGUUGUACAGCAGAUUUAUAUUUAGUCUAAUUUAGACUUUGAGAAUUUAAUUUAACCCUAGUUUUAUAAUUUAACAGGAAAAAAUGUAAAUUAAAAAUUUGUUAGUCUCUGUUUACUGUUGUUGGUUUAUUUGGGGGGGCAUGGUUUUUAGGGAAAGCAGAUAAUUUUUAUUGUUUUACUUUACUUCUCAAAAACCAUCAGUAUACCACGGACUAUGCAUAGCUUCAAAGUAACUUAAGAAAACUGAAUUCGGGGUGCCUGCUCAGUGUCACAGUUAAGUCAUUGGUGAAGCUAAGACUUUGACCCUGUUUUCCUUCCUUAAUAUACCACAAGACCUUCUACAAGUAACUGAAAGGCCAGGAUAAAAGGAUAUGGCCACAGGAGUUGGCCUCCUGUUGACCUUGUGGACUGAAUGGGAGACAGAGGUGAGACCUCUCAUACAGUAACUUGCCUCACUCUGUCGUGACCCCUGGCUGAGAAAAUGGCUCAUCUCUACCAUGCAAGUGUAUACAUGCCUUUGUGAACCAGGAGCAAUGAGCGUGCACUGGAAAGGUGAUAGCACUUAACGGUACCCCAAUUCUUAACCAUCAAAACCUUGUCCAUUUGUCAAGAAACUGGUCAGGAGGAGGCAAAAGUUGAAGGGGAGAGUAUUGGAGGUGGAUGGGCUCAAUUGUUCAUCUUUUUUCACUCAUUUUGGGCUUUUGCUAAGUUGUUUGAUCAGUUUGAAGGUCAGUCUUUUUGAGAGAAAAGAGCAGAAAAGCACAUACAACUCCCUUAAUUGCAGGCGAAAAGAAAGAAGAGCAGUUUCUUCUAAGGUGCUAUAUUCCUGUUAUUAAUACAACAAAUCAACAACUAUAGAUCUACUGGGAAACUAUCCUCCAGUCUGCCUUAAGAAAGCCCACUAACCUGUAAAUCCAAAAUUAAUGUAUUAGGGAGGAGGUAGGGCUUUUAACAUCCACAAUGUGCCAGGGCCAUUUCUAGACAUUUAAUACAUACUGUUUCAUUUAAUUGUCAUAACUUUAAGGCAGUGGUUAUUCUACCUAUUUUACGGACAAUGAUACUGAAGCUAGGGAGCUUAAGUGACAUGUCUAGGGUGGACUCAAGGGAUAAUCUGGGAUACAUCCUAAAAGCUGUAGAUUCUGUAAGUCUAA
This is a messenger RNA of Enhydra lutris kenyoni (northern sea otter), 4843 nucleotides long. Its product is annotated as HAUS augmin like complex subunit 6. Gene Ontology annotation, cellular component: mitotic spindle microtubule; HAUS complex. Gene Ontology annotation, biological process: spindle assembly. The coding region runs from base 116 to 3010 and encodes 964 amino acids. The record is from RefSeq and is a predicted model, not a curated record. Lineage: Eukaryota; Metazoa; Chordata; Mammalia; Carnivora; Mustelidae. Gene Ontology annotation, molecular function: microtubule binding. The transcript has 17 exons.